This is a messenger RNA of Triticum aestivum (bread wheat), 2887 nucleotides long. RefSeq lists its product as uncharacterized. The record is from RefSeq and is a predicted model, not a curated record. Gene Ontology annotation, molecular function: nucleic acid binding; zinc ion binding. The transcript has 4 exons. NCBI's taxonomy places the organism in Eukaryota, Viridiplantae, Streptophyta, Magnoliopsida, Poales, Poaceae. Bases 87 to 2720 code for a protein of 877 amino acids.
UCCUGGAUUUGCUUCGCAUCUGAACUCCCUGAGUCCCGAGCGAACCCAGCGAGAGCAAAUCCCUAACCCUAACCCUAGCUAGGAGGAUGAUUGAGGCGGAGGGGGGGGGCUUGCAGUCGAUGAUGGCGGCGGAGACGGAGACGGAGGUGGAGAUGGCGGAGGAGUGGAAGCUGGCGCGUGAGUCCGAGUGCCGUUUGCGCAAUUGCGAGUGCCGCUGGCGUUGUCUCUGCUCCCCCCGGAUCCCCCGCGUGGCCCCCGGGAUGGACUACUCUUCCACCCCCGCCGGUGCCGGUGGCGGCGCCGACCGGCCCGCCUGGUCGCUGCUCGUCGGCCUCAAGGACGGCGCCGUCCUACGGCUCAAACGCCUCCGCGUGGCGCGGUCCGGGCGGAUCCUCGGCCGGAGUGACGAUGCGCUCGAGGCUUUCCACGACAUCAAGACGCCGACUGGUCGCAGGUUCAACGCCAGCGCCGCCCUGGCUCCCGACGGCCGCUCGCUCUGCGUCCUGCGCCAGGAGGACGACGGUGCCGGCGAGCAACCCCAUGCCCUGCACCUAACUCUGCAGCAGCCCGAGACAGACACAUCUCCGGAGCAUCUUCCUUUGCCUCCGGAGAUUCAAGCAGGGAGGAGCCGUAACUGCAUGCCCAUCUCCGCCGCUGGCCACAUCUUUGCUCUGUGCCCCAUCGUGGAAUAUGGCGUCAAGUUUAGCCUCCUCAUGCGACCCCUGCAUCCGCUCCCCGAGGGCGGGGGCGGGGGCCAAUGGGAGCAGGUCGGCCAAGACAAACACGACAAGGACAGUUACCGAUGGUUGGGCGGCGGGUUCCUCCAGGGCUACGCCGUGCUCCCCGGCCCCCUCAUCCUCGUCUCCUUGAAGCAAGACCGCGGCUUCUUCACCGUCGCCCCUGGCUCCGGCUCCCGUGACUGGACCCCAGUGCUCACCGACGAAACAAGGCCGCGGCGAGACUACGCCCCUAUCGUCGGCCGCGGUGUCUACAUGGAGCAAGACAAUGCCAUCUACAUGCUCCGUGGCAACACCAUCUAUGCCUACAAGCUCAGCUACAUACACCAGGAUCAGGGUGAUGAUCAGGGGAGGGGGAGGCUCAGGCUGGAUCCGCCCAUCACCAUCGACUCUGUAUGUCCUUACAGUUCCGGUCAUGGGUGUGGCUUUCUCACCCGUCUCGAUGGUCGGCUCAUGUGCUCCGUGUGGAUCAGCCUGGCACCACGUCAACAAUUAGAAGAUUGCCGGUGUGACAACCUACAUGCCAUUGUCACCACCUUCAACCUCCAAGAUCCGGCUCAGGGGGGAAUAGAGGUGCUGCAUUCCUCUUUCCGCCAGGUAGACAUGGAACCCAAUCGCGCGAAUCCAGAGGACCAGGAAUUCUGCUUUCUACAGGAGUACGAGGACAAGGAUUGUCCGGUGCUGCUGCAACACCAACAAGGGCAAGAGAAGGAUCUAACCAGCUGUUCCCAGCUGCAACACGUCGACCAACCCUCCAAGAUGCUUGAUUGUUGCAGACGGUUUCUCGAAAUGAAAGACUAUCCACCCCUUUGCUUUUCCUGCGGCACCAAAGGUCACGUUGCCCGCGACUGCUCUCUCCCGCCACAGCAGCCCUUGCCGGCAAUGCCUCACCGCACGCUGGUUGGCCGUGCUUCAAUGCAACACCGGGUCCCUUUUGAAAGGCGUCCGGUUGCUACAACAACAAGUAUCAAUAAAGAUCUGUUUAUCAUCUGCCAAGCUGGCUCACAACUCGUCAUCUACCAUACAGGCGUCCUGGAUGAGACUUCACUGUUGCAAGGAGGAGGAGACGAUGGCAAGCCUCUCCAACCGUCGUGUUAUGUUGCAACAUAUGUUGGUGAUGAUGACUAUUGGCACUUUUUCCUUCACAGUGGCUCAAAAAUACGCGCCAUAUCGAGGGAAAAAGAUGGCAUGCUUGAGUUUAGUCUGAACAAGGACCGUACGAUGGCUACGGAUCGUCUACCUGUACGGCGGCUGCCAAGUGCUGAUACUUUUGUUUUGUUUAUCACAGUUUGUGGAGAGACCAUUGCCCUUACGGAUACUCUGAAAGUUUUCCAUCAGCCAAGGUUCAGUUAUGGAUCCAGCACGUGGCUGCUUUGCAAGACAGAUCAGUCGCAUGUUCUCCACAGGAAGGUUAUGAUAUCUGGAUAUGUAGCAGUGAAUGACGAUUCCUUUAUAGUCUGUGAUGCUCUCACAGGUUCCUGUCUUUUGUUUGACCUGGGUGCCAAGCAAUGGCGUGUUGUCAUGCCUUGGGCCGCAUUCGCAGAGGACCUGCCAAGGACUAGCCCUACAAAGUGCCCUUUAAAUGGUAGAUGUGUGUCUGUCGAUGGCUUUAUCUACACAUGCAGAGACGGAGGGCUUGCUGCUUAUCGGCUGCUUGAUAAAGAUCAUUCUGUGUAUCUCAGCGAGCCCAUCCUUUUGCCAUUCUCAUGGCUUGUGGAUGAUUGUGUGGGUGAGGACAUGUGCUUGGAUUAUGCUGGCAAAGAUGUGGACUCUGGUGCUAUUUUGUUUUACGUUGUGCAACUGCAAAGUGGGUAUCGUCCGCCCAGGCAUGAUGUACAGAUCACCAUUGUCCAGGUUAAGACUAAAGCAACAACCAGCAGCAAGAAAAGGGAACCAGUGCGAGUCGCCCCCGUGGACUGUGUCACGCGUUUCAUACAUCACGAGGAAGCCGUCGUCGAUGCCAGAUGCUGCUUUGCGCUCUAGCUCCAUCUUGUUUGUGAUGGAUGCAUGCAUGCAUGCAUGAGUUAUUAUUUAGUAUAUGUUCCCAGCAUGCAAUGUUUGUAACCUCUAACCUUGCUUGCAUGGCAUCUUUUGGAAGCUGCAACUAGUUGUAUAUUUUGGUGGUGUAUAACUUAUAUUUAUCUAGACUA